AUGGAACGUCUUUUGCUCUUUUAUCUAGCGCACGGCGGCCGCACAGCGCGCGCAGAGCCCACCGCCCUGGCAGCGGCGCGCGGCGCGGCUCGCGGCUCAGGGCGGGGUGGGCUGCUGCGGGCCGCGGGUCUUCUGGGCCAGGGACCGCCCGCAGCCACCUGCUCCCGCCUGCUGGCUGCGCGGACCUGGCGCCGGUGCGCGGGCGGGGGCUGUGCGCCGCGGGGAUCGGGUGUCCCGCGUGAGCCAGGCGGAGCCGCGCGCAGACCCGCCGGCCGUCGGGGGCGCGGCCGGCCGCCAGAGCCCGCACCUGUCCCGCCGCGGCGGCCCGGCACCCGAGUCGCGCCACGUUCGGCGACAUCGGAGGCAGCGAGGGCACGGAGAACCGGCGGAGGCGAGGCCCGCGACCCGGAGGAAGCCGCGCGCGGCCCGAGGCCUCGGACCCUGAGCCCCACGUUCCACGGCACCAUGGCCCCAAAGCUGCUGUUGCUCCUCUGCCUGUUCUCGGGCUUGCACGCACGAUCCAGAAAGGUGGAAGAGGAUGAAUAUGAAGAUUCUUCAUCAAACCAAAAGUGGGUCUUGGCUCCAAAAUCCCAAGAUACAGAUGUGACUCUUAUUCUCAACAAGUUGCUGAGAGAAUAUGAUAAGAAGCUGAGGCCUGAUAUUGGAAUAAAACCCACCGUAAUUGAUGUUGACAUCUAUGUUAACAGCAUUGGUCCUGUGUCAUCAAUAAACAUGGAAUACCAAAUUGAUAUAUUUUUUGCCCAGACCUGGACCGACAGUCGCCUUCGGUUCAACAGCACAAUGAAAAUACUUACUCUGAACAGCAACAUGGUGGGGUUAAUAUGGAUUCCAGAUACAAUAUUCCGCAAUUCCAAAACUGCAGAGGCUCACUGGAUCACCACCCCUAAUCAGCUCCUCAGAAUUUGGAAUGAUGGGAAAAUCCUUUACACUUUAAGGUUGCCUUCAGACACUGGGUUCUGUGACUGUGUUAAAAAUAAAGCCAAGGAAAAGACGGCCACUCUCUUUUCCCUAGAUGUUAUGAAUCGUGUGCUCACUGGACUGGUUUUUGUUAGUGCAGAGUUUUUUAAGAGUUUAAGGACAUCAGGGUUUCAACCUGAGAACACAGAGAAGUGUACAUUUUUGGCAACUGAUGGGAAAUCCUAUUGGUCCAAUUAUAGUUCAGUUCUCUGUGUUCCAGUGGAGGCAACAAGUACCCCCAAGGAUUUAGAGGACCUCACUGAAAUGUCCUACCUUGAGGAAAGCAUCAGCAUGCUGAUUGUGCUGCCGGCCAAGAUCUUCACCUUCACUCCACUGUUGGUUGACCCCCACAUGAGCAGCAAGACCAGAGACAGCUGAUGUGAGCACCAGAGCAACAGUAUGCAGCUGAUCCUGCCCAGGUUCAUAGCCAUAGCACAAACCGAUUUGAAGGAGCCACUGAUGAUGCUUGAUCCAUUAAAGGCAAAUUUUGCAAAAAUAACAAUGUCGGAAAACCUUCAUGUUUCUCACAUCUUGCAAAAAUCAAAACUUGAAGUCACUGAAGAUGGAACCAGAGAUUCAGCAUCAAUAACUGGAAAUCUAAUCACAAGGUCAUUGCCUCCUUGGUUUAUAGUAGAGAGACCUUUCCUAUCGUUCAUCCAACAUAAUCCUACAAGUGUUGUCUUACUCAGGCAGCAGACAAACAAACCCUGA
This is a messenger RNA of Orcinus orca (killer whale), 1689 nucleotides long. RefSeq names its product gamma-aminobutyric acid type A receptor subunit gamma3 (gene GABRG3). Gene Ontology annotation, molecular function: serine-type endopeptidase inhibitor activity; GABA-A receptor activity; extracellular ligand-gated monoatomic ion channel activity. Gene Ontology annotation, biological process: negative regulation of plasminogen activation; chloride transport; negative regulation of endopeptidase activity. Gene Ontology annotation, cellular component: membrane. The record is from RefSeq and is a predicted model, not a curated record. Lineage: Eukaryota; Metazoa; Chordata; Mammalia; Artiodactyla; Delphinidae.